This is a messenger RNA of Pungitius pungitius (ninespine stickleback), 4421 nucleotides long. RefSeq lists its product as uncharacterized. The record is from RefSeq and is a predicted model, not a curated record. NCBI's taxonomy places the organism in Eukaryota, Metazoa, Chordata, Actinopteri, Perciformes, Gasterosteidae. Gene Ontology annotation, molecular function: GTP binding.
UUUGAAGCGUAACAUUAGCUGAGCAUAACACGUGACACUUCAUUUCUAUUUAUUCUGGUGACGUUUCUGCUUAAGUAAUUGCAAAACUUGUUGUAGGCCCCCUCUUGAAAACGUCCAGGUUUCCAUGAGAGCCAAAACUGUUAAGAGGCCAAGGCCGGUAAAAUUCACAUAAAAAAAUGAAAAUAAAUGUUGCAUAACUUCCUCUCUCCCCCAUGAAUCAAACAAUGGUUAUUGGUGUAUCCGGGAACAAUGACUGUGCAGCCACCAUCGGUCACACUGGUCACAAAACAUUUUCGCCUCGUGGCUCCAAAAAAAAAAGUCAGCUACUUUUGAUGAAAAUAUCUGUGUCCGCAUGAUUAACUGCUGAUUAGUUUUAACAACUGUCAAAGGCCCCAUGUCAUGACACGCUUAGAGUUACCAAGCAAAUAACAUCAGUAUUUUUGCUCAUCCUUGUACUGGCACUUUUACUUAUACGCAAUUUAGUAUCACUAGGUGGUUUAAAUUACAAAAGCUGAAUUGAAUGUUAAUUUUGUGUCAAAUCUAAAUCGGUAAAUAUAUCUCAACUAUUGAUGUCAUUGAUUUUAAUUUUUGUACCUCAAAUAGGUAUCUACAGUACUUGAUUCAAUUCAUGACUCACACAAAAGCUCAGUUAUGAAUAUUUUUAAGUCCUGCUCAUAUUUACUGUCCUGUAUUUGGAUUAUUUAUUCUUACAUGCAUAGAUGAUGAUAUUGUGUUAUUAUUUUAAUAACAUAGUAACAAUGUGAUUGAAAAAAACUGGUAAAUAGUAAACACCUCCCAGAUUGGACUGUCGACCUGCGGCUGACAUGGUGUGGUCCACUAUGUGACUGAUUACUCAUUAGAGACAACCUUCAGCCCCAUAAACCCAUAAAACACAAACUACGUCUUGCAGUAUCCCUCCCUCAACAGGAAGAUUUGGUCUCAUUUUUUUUUUUACCAAGAACGCAGGCUUGUGGAGGUGAAAUUAGAGUAAAUGAUGUUUUAAAGUCUUCCUGCUUUCCGAUGGUACAGCAUGUGACAUGGCCACCAAUGAGCUGUCAGCAAUGGACAGCUGCUCUGCACCACAGUUGAAGAUCAUCCUCCUCGGUGGCCGAAACUGUGGGAAGAGCUCCUUGGGGAACCUAAUCCUGGGCAAAGAGGAGUUUGUCACCCAAGAGAGGACCUCCUGCUGCAGGCGCCUGGGUGUGGUGGCCGGACGCUGGGUCACCGUGGUGGACACUCCCGGCUGGUGGUGCGACUUCGGCUCUCGGGACACACCCGAGCUGGUGAAGAGGGAGAUCGCAAGCGGCGUCUCCCUGUGCGCCCCGGGGCCGCACGCCUUUCUCCUCACCGUCAAGGCCAGCUCGGCCUUCUCGGAGAAGCGCCGCCGGGCCGUGGAGGAGCACGUGGCCCUGCUGGGGGAGAGGGCGUGGAGUCACUGCGUGCUGGUCCUCGUCUCCGCCGACCGGAGCUCCGCACGCGCCGGAGCCGAAGAGCUCGCACGCAGCGGGGGGGAGGCGCUCCGCUGGCUCAUCGGGAAGUGCGGUCAGAGGUGCCGCCGCGUGGUGGUCUCGGGGGACGUCGGCGCGGUCGGCGGGCUGCUGGAGGAGAUCCAGGAACUCGUCACGCGCAAUGGAAACGCGGUGUUCGAGUUGCGGGAGAGCGUUGCUCGCGCGACCGCCGAGGAGAAGAGGAGGGUGGAGGAGAGGGCUCGCGGGAGGUCCUUGAGGGUGAAGAAGCAAAGAUCUCUCAUGAGAGAGAGUUUGCGGCCUGUGAGCUCCAUCCGGAUUGUGCUGGUGGGAGCGAAGGGUUCUGGGAAAAGCUCCACCAUGAGCACAAUCCUGAGCACAGAGAGCGGCCAGCCAGUGAGCAGAACGGCCCGGUGUGUGGUGGGGACGGGCCUGGUGUUCGGGAGACAGGUGACCGUGGUGGACACGCCGGGGAACUACUUCUGUGCCGAGAGUCCCGUCUUCGACCGGAGGGAGCUGGCGCUCGGCGCGUCUCUCUGCCCUCCGGGGCCCAACGCCGUCCUGCUGGUGAUCCGCGUGGACCGAGCCUUCUCCGAAACCCACGCGAGGGCAGCGGAGGAGCACCUGCGGCUGGUCGGCGGCGAGCGCGCGUGGAGACGCGCCAUCGUGCUGAUGAGCUGCGGGGACUGGCUGGCGGGCACGACCCCCGAGCACUGCGUCGAGAGCGAGGGAGGGCCCCUGCGGCGGCUCGUGGAACGAUGCGGCAACAGGUACCACGUCCUGAACAACAAAACCAGGGACGAUGGCUAUCAAGUCCGAGUGCUGAUCGGGAAGAUCGAGGAGAUGUUGGCCAGCUGUAGCGGGUGCCAGCAUAUCGAAGUGGAGAGGCCAGUGGUGCAACAGCUGCAGGGGGAGAGGAGAAGAGAGGAGGUGCGAGCCACGGAGAGGCUGGCGAGGAGGGAGAGGCAAAGGCAGAUGGCGAGGUCUCAGCUGGCAAAGCUCAACGCCAGCACCGAACUGAGAAUGGUGCUCAUCGGCGGCCGGAAAACCGGUAAGAGCUCGUGUGGGGACUCCAUCCUCAACAGCGAGUGCUCCCACGGGCAAAAACAAACCACUUCCUGCUGGGAAAAGCGAGCCACGGUCGGCGGCAAGACGGUGGUGGUGGUGGACACGCCGGCCCGCUUCACCGCGACCUCUGACCUCCUCCGCCUGCCGUCCUGCGCCGUCCUCGCGGUGGUCAACGUGAGCUCCUCAUUUGACGCCGACCGCUUGGAGGCCAUGGAGAAACAGCUGGAGGCCGGGGGAGCCCAGAUGUGGCGCAGAGCCGCCGUGCUGUUCAGCCACGGCGACUGGCUGGGCGACACGAGCAUCGAGCAGCGCAUCGAGAGCGAAGGAGAGCCGCUGCGGAGGCUGGUGGAGAGGUGCGGGAACAGGUACCACGUGUUUGAUAACAAGCACCGGGGCGACGGGACGCAGGUCAACGAGCUCAUCGCCCUGCUCGAGGAGACGCUGGUUGAAGACGCGCCGGCUGUUCUCCCCAGAAGGGAUCACCUGAGGGAGCGGGACACUUUACCAGGCGUGACCCCGCGUGACAAGGAUAGAAAGAGGAUCACGAGCUGCAGACAACAGGGGUCCCGUGAGCUGAUUGAAUCCGCCAAUCCCACCACUCAAACACCUCGCGGCUGCUCUGGAGGCCCCCAUGGCGGCGCUCAGAUAGUGGCCCUACCCGCAGCGAGUCCAGCAUGGACUAGACUGGACGUCCUGGUGGGGGACGGUCUACCCUCCGUGCUCUGUGGGGGGGCGGCGCCGAGGUGGACCGUGAAUCUGCCCGGAUGGCUCCCGAACGAUGUUCUUCACCUGCGAGUGGGCGGCGCACGGCGUCCGCUCUCAUCCGCACGGCCAACGAUGCUGCCGGUUGCACCUCGAACGCAACGCGGGACGCUAGCGGAGGAAAAUGGCAUCAGCGUGCACUCGCUUCGCCGUCCUGCGUCGAGGGAGCGGACUCUCGUGAGGCUCAGCGGGAGCGGAGGUCUGCGCGCACUGAUCGACCAAUGGGACGACAGCAACCUGGAGGAGCUGGAAGCCUUCAUUGACUCGUACUUUGAGAUGAUUUGGGAGAAAACUAUGGGGUCAUUGGAGGAUCCUGUCUGUCCCACCCUAGAGGAGGAGGAGGAGGAGGUGCUCUCAUUGAUCAACAGGGAACUGUCAAAUCUGGAGCUCCUCGAGGAGAUCAGGAGGGAUGUGGCCGAGCUGAGGACAAGUCUGGAGAACAGCUGGAGGGCCAUACAGGAUCUCAGAGAAAGAAGUAAACAGGACGGCGAUCAAGUUGAUACAAAUAUGGAGUAAAGUGUUCUUGUUCUAAAGUGUAAUAAUGUGUUUGUCGGACUAUGAAGUAAAAAUUUGAAGCUACAUUUUUGUCAUGACGAACAUGAUGAUGUUAUAUUUAUCCACAAGAGGGAGCUGUUGCACAGGGGUUGGUUGCUAUGUGGCAUCAGCUGCAGAGACGUAAAAUAUUCUGUAGCGAUGAAAGAAGUACUCAAAUCCUUUUGGGCCAUUUUUGGGUUUCUAAUAGAAUCUUUUUUCAUUGGCUGAGUUAAUGCACAUGUCAUAAUUGUGUGCCCGAAAUACAGACACUUGGACCCUUAAGGGCAAAAGAAUUUCCCCAUUAAAGCCAAAAUGUUUGAUCAGCCGGCGAUGACGUUAUCCAAUCUUUCAAUCUAUAUCGCUUUCAAGCCCUAUCCUUAAAGUUGUACUCUUUAGUACAGAGCUAUUUCAUCAUGUUUGACCUUUGGGGCAAAAACAUGAUGAUUGCUAUGGUUCUCUGCAGAAGAAAAUACAUUUCAUCAAAACUAUUUUGUUGCUAGGCAUUGACAUAUUCCAGAAUGUAAAAUAAAUUACAACUAAAAAUGUACCCCAGCUGUGAGUAUACAGGAAGUAACAAUAAAUUCUAUUUUU